AUGACUAAAGAUCUUUUGCAAGUUUUACGCCAGAAUAAUGAGUUGCCUGCAGAUGUAGAGGCACAGCAGCACCCUGGCCAACCAUUUGAUCUUCCGGAUCCUGAUGGGGGUAUGGACGAGUUUUUCGGUGAGGUGGAGUGGAUUCGAGAAUCAGUGGAUCGCAUUCAAGGUUUGGUUUCACAGGUGCGAACAAAGCACAGUGAAUUGUUGUCUGCUCCACAACAGAAUGAGCGUACCAAACAAGAACUGGAAGAGCUGACUAACUCCAUCAAAUUGCUGGCCAGUCAAGUACGCAUGAAAAUUAAAAAUUUGGAGAGUGUGAUUGCAGAGCAGGAAGCUGCUGACCCCGGAUCAGCGGUUGCUCGAGUGCGACGGACACAGCACACCACGAUCACACGUCGUUUUCUCGAUGUGAUGAGCAAGUACAACAAAACACAAACCGAAUAUCGGGACGCCUGUAAAGCUCAAAUGAAAAUGAAGCUGGAAGUUGCUGAACGUCCAGUUACGGAUGAAGAGUUGGACGAAAUGCUCAAAUCAGAUAAUCCUCAGAUUUUCACUCAGGGGAUUCUGAUGGACACUCAACAAGCCCGACAAAAUGUUGCAGACAUCGAGGCGCGGCAUGAAGAUAUCAUGAAAUUGGAACGGAGCAUCCGGGAGUUGUAUGAUUUGUUCAAUGAUCUGGCAAACCUGGUCGAAACUCAGGGUGAGAUGAUCGAUCGGAUUGAAUACAACGUGGCCAAUACCAAAGAUCACGUGGAAAAUGCCAAAAUCGCGGUCACACAAGCUGUGGUCUAUCAAAAGAAAUCUCGAAAGGUUAAUAAAUGA
Molecule: messenger RNA, 825 nt
Organism: Echinostoma caproni
Lineage: Eukaryota; Metazoa; Platyhelminthes; Trematoda; Plagiorchiida; Echinostomatidae
Source: the annotation of a GenBank genome assembly